Molecule: messenger RNA, 7938 nt
Organism: Salmo salar (Atlantic salmon)
Lineage: Eukaryota; Metazoa; Chordata; Actinopteri; Salmoniformes; Salmonidae
Gene: fubp1
Product: far upstream element (FUSE) binding protein 1
Biological process (GO): regulation of DNA-templated transcription
Molecular function (GO): RNA binding
Source: RefSeq, a predicted model, not a curated record
CAGCGCGAUAAUCUUUUUCAACGAGAACGGCCAUCUUCUCUCUCCGGGUUUGAGAAGAGAAGUGUUAUAACAGAUAUGGCCGACUACUCGAACGUUGCUCCGCCGUCGGGAAAUGGCGCCGGAAUGAACGACGCUUUUAAAGACGCACUUCAGCGAGCUAGACAGAUCGCCGCUAAGAUUGGUGGUGACGGCGUACCCUCGGCGCCCUCGGGUAAUGAGUUUGGCUACGGAGGCCAGAAGCGGCCCCUAGAAGAUGCCGAUGACUGUUGGACCAGUCUAAACAGUAGAACCCAUCGGGAAGGGAUGAACUCUCCUUUCUCAGACCAACCAGAGACCAAGAAGGUGGCACCAAAUGACCCGUUCUCAGCAGCGAUGGGUAUGGGAGGAAUGGGAGGUGGUGGACCGCGAUCGUCAUCAGAGGAGUUCAAGGUUCCUGACGGGAUGGUUGGAUUCAUUAUUGGAAGAGGAGGAGAACAGAUAUCCCGCAUGCAGCAAGAGUCUGGAUGCAAAAUCCAGAUUGCCCCCGACAGUGGAGGAAUGCCUGAUAGGUCAGUCACACUGACAGGAUCCCCAGACUCAAUACAAGCUGCCAAGAGGCUGCUGACGGAGAUUGUUGAUAAGGGUCGUCCUACUCCAGCCUUUCACCACAAUGAUGCCGGCGGCCCUGGUAUGUCUGUUCAGGAGAUGCUGGUCCCUGCCUCCAAGGCUGGCCUGGUCAUCGGGAAGGGAGGAGAGACUAUCAAACAGCUGCAGGAGCGAGCCGGAGUCAAGAUGGUGAUGAUCCAGGAAGGACCUCAAAACACUGGAGCAGACAAACCUCUACGCAUCUCUGGGGAACCUUUUAAAGUCCAGCAAGCCAAAGACAUGGUGAUGGAGCUGAUCAGAGAACAGGGCUUCAGGGAGCAGAGAGGAGAGUACGGCUCCAGGAUGGGGGGAGGAGGAGGCGGGGGAGGAGGAGGAGGAGGUGAGGGCCUGGAUGUUCCUGUCCCCAGGUUUGCGGUAGGAAUCGUGAUCGGGAGAAACGGAGAGAUGAUCAAGAAGAUCCAAAGUGACACAGGAGUCAGGAUCCAGUUCAAACCAGAUGACGGCAGUACCCCGGAGAGGAUAGCCCAGAUCGUGGGUCCUCCUGAACAGUCCCAGCAUGCAGCAGAGAUAAUCUCUGACCUUCUGAGGAGUGUUCAGCAGGGGGGGCCGGGCGGUCCUAACGGAGGGGGCAGGGGGAGAGGCAGGGGGGGUAACGUGGGGGGUAACUGGAACAUGGGUCCUCCUGGAGGAUUGCAGGAGUUCACCUUCACCGUCCCUACCAUGAAGACUGGACUCAUCAUCGGCAAAGGAGGAGAGACCAUCAAGGGCAUCAGCCAGCAGUCUGGGGCUCGUAUUGAGCUCCAGAGAAACCCUCCACCCAACUCCGACCCCAACAUUAAAAUGUUCACGGUCCGAGGAUCACACCAACAGAUCGACUACGCACGGCAGCUGGUCGAGGAGAAGAUCGGGGGUCCAGUCAGUCCAAUGGGUGGUCCCCAAGGUCCUCCAGGGCCACACGGAGGGCCGUCUCCCCACGGCCCACCCGGCCCUCCUGGGCACCCUGCUCAGAUGGGUCCCUACAACCCCGGCCCCUACAACCAGGGACCCCCAGGACCACAUGGUCCUCCCGCUCCCUACCAGCCUCAGGGUUGGGGUAACGGCUUCCCCCACUGGCAGCAAGGACAGCCGGAUCCUGGUAAAGCUGCAGCUGAUGCCAACGCAGCUGCCUGGGCAGCGUAUUACUCCCAGUACCAGCAGCAACCCCAGGCCCCCAUGACACCCACAGGCGGUGCCCCUGGCACCACACAGGCCAACGGGCAAGGUGACCCCAAGGGACCUGGUCAUACUGGGCAGGCCGAUUACUCCAAGGCCUGGGAGGAAUAUUACAAGAAAAUGGGGCAGCAAAGUCAGCAACCACAGGACUACACCAAGGCCUGGGAGGAGUACUACAAGAAACAAGGUCAAGCGGCCCCUCAGGCGGCAGCAGCACCAGGUGGUCAGCCAGCCGGUCAGCCAGCCGGUCAGCCGGACUAUAGUGCUGCCUGGGCAGAGUACUACCGUCAACAGGCUGCUUACUACGGACAGGGCAGCCCACAGGCCAUGGGGGCACAGCCACAAGCACCUCAGGGCCAGUAAUGUGAAGUGGACAUAAAGUAAAUGCGACAUUGUGGAAACAAAACAAAACCCUUUGUUAAAUGUGUUGGAUGGUGCAGAUGCCUUGAAGAUCUUAAUUUCCCCUUUGGUUGGUUUUGUUUUCAAGUGUUUCACAAUAAUGUGAUGGCAGCAGUCUACCUAGAGACACAAACCUUUCAUCCUUUGCUAUCUUUUUGGUUUUUCGACUCUUUUUUUUUUUCCUUGUAAAAUGAACGCUUUUUUUUUUUUUUGUGAGGUAAUUAUAUGUUAAUUCCAGCCCCAUGUAUCUUCAUACUAUGUGGUUCAAGAGCUCCUGUUAUUCAGCUAGUUUACCAUGGCUAAUCAUCUCCCGUUUUUUAAAUAAUAUGCCUGUUGUGUUUUGCAAUAAAACAAAGUGAAACCUCCUAUGUUGGUAAGUUGGGUUGGUAAUAGCUAUUACAAUAUGAACUCGACUUCAAAUCGUGUACUUUUUUUUUUUUUUUUUCAAUGUUCAGUUUCUCUCCAACUCUACACAGCUCCUGGUAACUUAGUACAAUGUUUUUAGAUGUGUGUCCGUUGCUCUGCCUUUUUGACUUGGGGUGGGGGGGGUCCAGUUUCGGUGUUCUCCAAGGUUCUGUUUUAGGACCACUAUUGAAUAGAAUAAUUUACCUGUCUUUACUCUUGGGUUAUAUUAGUCUUUUUUGUUUUUUUCCCCCUUCCUCUCCGCCUGUAUUGUAGGACUAGACAGAUGUUUCUAAUACCAUAAUGUAGUAUUAGUGGCAUAAUGUUAUGAUACGUCUGGACUCAUGCAUUACCUGCAGUGUUCGGUUGUUGUGGCAUCUCUGUCAAACAACUGAUCGAAUCUUGUCUGUUGUACUGCCUGAGAAUCAAAUGGUACCCUAUUUCCUGUUUAGUGCACAAGGCUCCCUUAAGCUUUUGUCAAAAGUAUUGCACUAUAUAGGGAAUAGGGUGCCGCCAUUGGAGACAUCCUGAAGCAGACUUUGUUGAGGUAACUUUAGUGUGCUGCAUUAUUUUUAUAAUAAGAGUAACUUCCUCCUUCACAGCCAAGCUUAGACAAGCGGUAAGCAAAGCAAGUAUAUGAUUUUUUAUUUUUUUAUUUAUCCAAAAUGUUCCUCAGAAAAUGUGACUCUCACUGCAGAAAUGUUGCUUUAGUUUAUUAUUCGUAUUUUUUUUGCUGCUCCCUCUGUCUCUUCCAGGACAGGUAAACUGACGUGUUCUGUUCUGCUGUAUUGCAUUGCAUUCAAACGUUUGUUUUCCCCCCCUAAAAUGUAUACAUUUUCUGGCCUUUUUGAUACUAUAAAAAAACGUGAAAUGCAUAAGUCGUAUUUUUAUUUUUGCUCUGCCCAUGCAUUGUUCUGUUAGUUUACCCAACGGAAGAACGUAGGUUGUCUGUAGGGCCGAGGGGGUGGUCUGAGCUGGUCUGAGCGGUACCAUCAGCCAACAGGGUUAACCUCUGACCUCCUACUCUGUAAGUACAAUACUGUGACUAUAUAUAACAAACCCAGUUAUUUUCCUGGCUGUCAAUGUAUUUCUUUGACUGAUUAUUACAAAACUAUUGUUUCUGUCAAAUUGCAUAUUUUUUCCUUAAAAAAAAAUAAUAAUUUACUGGGUAAGUAUCAAAAGUUAUGAUAAAGUACAGUAUCUUGGAAUUGUCAUUUAGAAAUUUAUAAACGUUUUUUUUUUUUACCAUUUCGACAUAGAUUACAUUGAAUAUUGCAUUGUAGUUCUAUCUAGGCUCUGUUGUUUUUUAGGUAGGAAAGUGUUCUGUCGUAAUACCAGUCGGACUGUUCUGUUAGAACUCUGAACUGAAGGAUCUGUUCCUAGCAAAGCAGAAUGCUUUGCGCAGCGGUUCAUUUAGGAAUGUUAGAAAUCGUUAAGUGCUUGAUUUGUUUUUUUUUAGAUAACAAUCGUUUUUUUUUGAAGUGCCAUUGCUUAGCCAGAAUAGAGAUGUAAUUAUGAAUUUAUUUCAUCAAUAUUUGAAAAAGAAAUGCCAUUUUGAUUAGUCUCAAGAAUUUAGUUACUAUUAGAGAUGCAUCAUUUUUUCACUGCAGUAAUGGUGUGAUUCAGUCUGAAAUGUUCUAGUUACCCCCCCCCCCCAUAGUAGCAUUUUGAAGUUGUUUCUAUGCUGUUUAUUGAUGUCUCCUAUCAGCAUGUUGUUGGGUUGUCAUUCAGUAGAAUGUUCUACAAGUGCUUCUGAUUUUUUUCUAAGCGAUGAAGUUAUUCCAUUGACGUGACAUUCUAUUGAGUACUGUUGUUGUUCUGAAACAAAACCUUAAGGCUGUUUUUGAACUGAAAUGAUUGGCAAACGAUAUCAUAUGUGUGAGAUCUUUGCAGUAUCACUGUCAUCCCAGACCUUGACCCCUUAGGUUCUGCUGCGGUCACACAGGUAAGCGACCCUAAGGAAAACAGCUGUGUUCUGACCUAUCAUAUACAGGAUGUGUAUAUAUAUUUACACCCAGAUGGGUAUCCAUUUAUACUCACCUGAAUUUGCCUGAUUAUAUAUUUCUGCUUACCUGUGCUGUGUAGUAACACUAGCUGUGCUCCUGAUAUGAGCCAUGUCCAGGUAGGCUUCGUAGUGUUAUCAACAGUUGUUUGUUCAUAUAGAGUAUAUUGAUGAUAGUGCUGUGAUUUUGGUGAUGAAUGACUUGCAUGGUACAACUUCAGUUAUAUGGUUUGUUUUAGGAGCAGCAACGUUUAUCCUCUUAGGCCAAUUGCAAUGUGGUUUGAUGGCUUUUCCCACUUGACUUAUCGUAGUACAAUUAUUGCAAAAAAAGCGUUCUUUCUACAUGCUGUUUUAAGUUCUCAUUUUCUGAGGUCAUUUUGUUGUUAUUGAUAUUCACUAUCAUGAGGCAUAUUAUAACGCAUAACUUGGUAAGUCUCUGCAGUGUGAUCUGUGAUGCAUACAGCUCGAGCCCUGUACUUCCACAUUACUAUAACAUAAACUGCAAACAGUCAACAGUCAACUCGGUCUGUCAUAAAGCCAGCCCUAUGUGCAUAUAUAUCUAUAUACGUAUGUAUUAAUAGGUCUACAAACGUUUAUGAAAGUACACCUGCAUAUGAUGCUCAUGCUGUUCAACUGACUCAUUGGUGUUGACUGAAAGCUGUGAACUUGAAUAUACAUUCUAUAUUGCCGCUGCCACAAUGCUGCAGUGCUGUAAUGGUGUUCUCAUAAAAACCCUGCUGCCUGCCUCCCUCCACCUCUCACUCAGAUGCUGUUGGAAGCCAGAGAAGGUUCUAGAAGCCAGCGUAGGUUCUAGAUUCAGGAACAGGAACCUGUGAGUUUGUCCCUCACGUAAAGGAGACUACUCUGAGGCAUCCUUUGAGGCUGAUGAUCAAGGUGUAGGUGACCAUUCGAGAGCGCGCUCCAGAUAAGGUAAACAACCAAACAAACAAAAGCAAAGCAAUGAAAUACAGAAUUGUGUGAUUUGCUCAAGUUAACAUACUGUUUGCUAGUUAGGGCUGUAUUUUUAGUCCAGGUUUCCCUCGUCUCGUUAUAUAAAAAGUUAAGGUUAACAUGUCGUAGAAUUACUGCAAGUUGUCUAACUGAACUGAUGUCUAGUGUUUCUCCACAUGUUUUCAUGAUGAUUCUAUUGAUUGCCUUCCUUUGUCCACUCACCCGCUGGUUGUGUCCCAAAUAGAACCCUAUUCCAUAUAGUGCCCUGUAGGCUCUGGUCAAAAAGUAGUGUACUAGAAAGGCCAUAGGGUUCCAUUUGGGAUGCUACAACUGUCAUAACUAGGCCUUGUUGCAUAGUUGAAUCACCAAUGCUUGACAUCAGGAUUCUAAAGUGCCCCCAUUUUUGGUUGCAUAUGCUCCUAGAUAUUUUGUUGUGGACCUGACGGGUUUUAUUUUGGGUGUACCGGUGUGACCAGGGAAAUAAUUACCCAAAUAAUAGUUGUUUUAUUUAACUUAGCAAGACAGUUAAGAACAAAUUCUUAUUUACAAUGUCAGCCUAACCCGGAUGAUGCUGGGCCAAUUGUGCGCCGCCCUAUGGGACUCCCAGGUUGUGAUACAACCUGGAAUCGAACCAGGGUCUGUAAGUGACGUCUCUAGCGCUGAGAUGCAGUGCCUUUGUUCGCUGCACCCCUCGGGAGCCCUAAAUUGGCCAGUUGGUGGGGAUUCACUGGUCAGUUGUUUCAGAGUGCCCUGGAGGAGAAAGCGAGCGCAGAUUCAUUCAAUCUAAAGCCUACGUGUAAAGAAUACAUCAGUGAUUUCUAUUUCUUACAAAUUUCUGAAGACCUAACGGCAUGGCUGUCGGCUGCUUUGUGUAGCCAGGAAGUGAUGCCCAAAUAGUAAUUUCUAAAAGCUUUCCCCAAUAACUUUCCAAAUUAAAUGUUAACUGCAGCGUAGGCUUAACCGGCAUCGUGAUAUAAUGUCAAGGUCUUUUUGUUUUGCGAACUCUGCUAUUGUAUACAGUACAGAAACGCCGCCAGCCAAAACCCCUUUUUGAAGGUGCGCAAUUGAAAUUAAAGGUAAACUAUAUAUAUAUAUAGUUUACCUUUAUAUAUGUAUUUUCUUCCCCAGACCUCUUAAGUGGGCUCCUGAUCUACUGUAAGCAUUGCUGUGGACUUAGAAAAUUCUAUUUAUUUUUGUGAUUGAGUGAACCUUAUAAAAUCAAAAGGGGGGAGGAAAUCCCUCACCUGGAAUAACUAAACCAAGAGUUAAAGAUUUUGGUGUUACGGCAAAUUUUAUUGGCUGGUAAAAUAAAAAAAUAUAUAGCUGUCAGUGGCUGGUAGAUUUUUAUUUUUCUGUGGACAACUUUUUUUUUUUUUUUAAGGCCCUGUUCAUAAACCAGAUCGUGGGUCGUUCCAAAGCUGCUCUCUGGCAAUUUUAUUUUAUUUUUUUUUACAUUUUUGUUCAGUCAUGUUACCUCAACCUAGCUAGCUAACAACCUGGUUACUUUACCAGUAUAUCAAACAUCGGAGGGCACAGAGGGAGAGGAAGGGAUAGUUUCUUCAGGAGAUCAAUGAUCAUCGAACGAAUGAGUGACUUGCAUGUCUCAUCACGAACUUGAUGCUCUUAAAGAGACGGUGUAGAAUUUUCAAUAAUCUCAUUAGGUAGAAACCUAGUAUUCCAUAAAUGACUAAUUUCAAUGGAAGGUUUUUCAAUCAACAUUUUUUUUUUUUUAAAUCUUUCUCCAGGGUUUAAUAUUAGUUUCUAGAGCUCAACAUGUGCUUCAAAAGUAGCUAGAAUUUAAUUUAAGUCCCUUUUUUUUUUUAUGCUACCUCAAACAAAAUAUAAAAUAUUCUGGUGCUCCUAGAUACAUUUUGUUGCACCUAGCCUAACUUUAAGUUAGGCGCACCAGUGCUCCCACUGUUAAUUUAGACCCCUGCUGGAGAUGGUUCGAUGAGAAGUAACCAGGAACUGCUUCUAUUGUGUUUUUCAACCAUUAUGGCAGGAAAUUGUAGUUGGUUACUUUCUAGUUUCCACAUUCAUUAGAACCCAAAUGUCCCCUUUUUCUUUACUUUUUUCUUAGAACCCACAUACCUCUCUCUGCUAGUGAUUUGCUAUUUUUUGCAUUCUUUCAUUAAUUAGUGUAAUCUGUGUGUUAGAUGCUCUUUCAUCUCUGAGCAAAGUGUUUCAAAGCGUUUGGGGGGGGGGUGUAGAAGACUAAAUCAGAAGGGACAAAUAUGGAGCAUGCCUUUUAGAGGUAAACAAAUUUAAACAUGUUUCUUGUGAUGCCUUAAUAUUAUCAAAUGUAUUUUGUUUUUGUUUUGUUUCCUGUCUUUUAUGAAAUUACUGUAUCUUUGUUGCCCUGUCCAGUAAUAAAGUUGUAACAUUUA